This is a messenger RNA of Morchella importuna, 306 nucleotides long. RefSeq lists its product as uncharacterized. The coding region runs from base 1 to 306 and encodes 101 amino acids. The transcript is spliced from 2 exons. NCBI's taxonomy places the organism in Eukaryota, Fungi, Ascomycota, Pezizomycetes, Pezizales, Morchellaceae. The record is from RefSeq and is a predicted model, not a curated record.
AUGAAGUCCGCCAUUCUCUGCUUAUUCUCAUGCACCAUCUUCGUUGCAAAACAAGCUUUUCGGACCGACACCAAAGCUGGUCAAACUUUCCAGUGCCAAGAUAUUGCUACAUAUAGUAGUAUGUAUACCAAACGCCCAGACCGCACCUCGCGGGAUUGCACCCAUGCACGACUGGUAAAGUGCUCCAGGUACGGGACUCCACCACGGCAAGGGAAGGGGACCCACCUCUGGAUGCGCUACACAACCAGCACCUCUGCUGGUAGCGGUACCCCCGAUGCCCAAAACAAAACUAUCGCCUCCCUAUGA